GACGCUGCCUCCUCUCCCCGCCCGGCUCCCGCCCCUCCUGCGCGCUGCUCCCGGUAGAUGGAGCAUCCUCAUCGCUUUUCGCCCGAAGCCCUCAGAAAUGUUGGUCUUUCCCUCAUAACUCCCGCUGUUAAAGCAAGAGGGCGGUUUCUGGGGGACAGGCUCCCCGCCGAUGUGGCCCUGAGGGAGCGCAGCGCUGCGGCCCGGGAGCCCCUCCGGGAGCCGCCCGUUCACCUGCUGCGUGAACGGCCUCGGCCCCUUCUCCCGGCGGCUGAACCUUCUCCGGGCUUGCCCCACAGCCCUGGCUCCCACCACCUCCGGUACGGCGUGGAGGUGACAAGGAAUUACUUCAGAUUUUCUUUCACAUCGUGUAAAAGCAAAAAUAUUCUGCAUUGACCUGUGGCUUGAGUUUACAUAAUGAGUGACGAACUUUUGACCAGCUUGGACAAACUUCUGGUCGAGCUUGCUUUCCAGGUAGAACAAGGUUCUUUUGCUAAGGAACGUGUGAAUCAACAGAUAAACUCAUAUGCUGCAGAAUUCGCAGUAAAAAAGGAUAAAAUUGCUAAGUUGGAGGAAAAUAUAAAGAAUGGCAAUGAGGAAAUAGCUGAUUUGAAAAAGCAACAUGAGAGCAGUAAGAAGAACUGUAAUGUUUGGAAGCCCACCUAUAAAAUUCUUAGCAAACAUGAAGAAUAUGUGAAAAAUGAACUUGAAGCUUUAGAGGAAGCUACAGAAAAUGAGAGGAAAAUGUAUGAGGAUUGCAUAACCCAGUAUAAGGAGGUUUUGGAGGAACACCACAAAAAAUAUGCAGGGACUGCUUUUGCCCAGAGGCAUUACAAAAAAAAGGAGGAAGUUGAAGAAAUCCAAAAGAGAGUUUUGAAACACUGGAAAAAAUACAAGUGGAAGGAAGAUGCUCGCUUGGAUCUGGGUACAGCUCUUAUCAAUGUUUUUACACUAAAGCCUAUUGGCAGUGCACUGCACAUUAAAGAGGCUGUUCCUUUUAAAUCUGUAAAUGAUUGGUCUGUGCACAUUGCAUCUUCGAAGCAAAAAACACAGGAAAUGUUACAUCUUGCCACUGUUGCUGCACAAGAACUCGUCAAACUGAAAAAAGAAGCAGAUGAAUUAGAAAUGAAGAUUGGUUCUUUAGAAAAGAGACUUGAAGCGGCUACAGAAGAUCAAGAUAACUCUGAAAUGAUUGAAGGAAAAAAUCAAAAAAGUCUCGAGAAACCAAAGGAGUUUAAAGAAAGGGUGUUUGAAGAACCUGAACACUCACCUUUGCCAAAAGAGAAACACCAGUGGUGUAAACCAUUACCUGUCCUACACAUUCCUCAGAAAUUGGUCCAGUCUGUACAGAGUAUUAGAUUCUCAAAUCAACAACCAGAAACAGGGAGAGAAGACGAAGAAAAAACAAUGGAACUUUCAGUUGCCACUAGCAGUUCCUCCAAUCUUGCAGAAAAUUUGUCAGAGAUGGUUAUUGACACCGCAGGGACCAAUAACCCACGAAUUGCCCAAGUUCCAUCAAUAGCAAGCAUACAAACCCCUAUGAAAUUCAGAGUGACAAAUCCUCCAAAGCAGUUGACUUCCAGUCAGCAGUUUGAGAGUAAAAAGGCAGUAAUGGCAAACCAAGAGGCCAAACGUGGUGAUAAAGAAGCAGAUGAGCCAAAGGAAUCUUCGCACAUACCUCAAGAUGUACACACGUGUUUUAAUCCAAAUGAAGAUAAUCCUGACAUAGUGGAAGAAAGUGCAGAACCAUUUUUAAGAACACCUAAAACACCUGACUUAAAGGGGAAGAAGAUGCAGUUCUCUGAAACACCUCCCUUUGACUUCAUUCAAAAUUUAGGUUGUGAAGAAGGAACAUCAAAAUCUCCUGCUUUCUUUUCUCUCAUGAACUUCUCCCAGAAGUCACCUGGCUUUAACUUCUUUGGUUCUUCUGUGUUUGGGGCACAAAACUCAUCUGAUGAGGCAGAAGAAAAUUUUCCUGUGGGAAACCUGAACACUCAGUCCCCACACAAAGAUAUUGGGAGCUUCUUUGGGAAACCUGAAAGUGAGGAUGCAUUUGCCUUUCCCUUCGCCUCAGAAUCAACUUCUCAUGCAUUUGGAGAUGGAAAAGAUGACUUCAGUUUUCCAUUUGCAUUUGGACAGGAUCAGAGAUCAUCACAAUCUCCUUCUAUGAAAGGUUUUCAUUCUUCCUUACAAAAUACAAAGCAAUUUACACUCUUUUGAAUGCCUUUGACUUCCUUUUAAAUUCUUUUCCUACUUAGCCUUGACAAAUGUUUUCAGUUUCUGAAGUUAAAGUACAAAGCAUUUCAUCUUCUCCUUUCAUUUCUGUAAGAAAUAAUGUAAGAAUACAUUACUGUAGUUACUGCAAGAACAUGUGUGUGUUGAUGCAGAUUUAUUUUUCUUAUUUAUUUUUUAAAGGUGUUUUUUUCAUAAAAUGUUAUGAUAUGCUCUUGCCAAAUUGGCACUUAGAAGCAGCAGAAAUAUCAUUUUACAGUAGUGAGUUAAUUCAAUAUCUGUGUGAGAGCAUCUAAACAUCUAGAUGACUACUUUCAGCCUCUGAUAUAAACUAAAUUACUUGUGUUAGUAAGAGUGACUGUUUAUUGUAGCAGUAAAAGCUGAAUUUGAGUUAAAGACACUGUUUUAAGCAUUCUGUGUGUAACAGCUGAUUUAUAAUUUUGAAAUAAACAUUUUUGUUAAUUUUA
Molecule: messenger RNA, 2696 nt
Organism: Pseudopipra pipra
Lineage: Eukaryota; Metazoa; Chordata; Aves; Passeriformes; Pipridae
Gene: C6H14orf39
Product: chromosome 6 C14orf39 homolog
Exons: 19
Coding region: 415-2217 (600 amino acids)
Biological process (GO): oogenesis; homologous chromosome pairing at meiosis; meiotic DNA double-strand break processing involved in reciprocal meiotic recombination
Cellular component (GO): central element
Source: RefSeq, a predicted model, not a curated record